Molecule: messenger RNA, 2824 nt
Organism: Pimephales promelas (fathead minnow)
Lineage: Eukaryota; Metazoa; Chordata; Actinopteri; Cypriniformes; Leuciscidae
Source: RefSeq, a predicted model, not a curated record
AUGAAUGAAUGGAAGGACAGAGCGAGGAAGUCUUUGAGGGACGCUGGGAAACCAUACGUGAACCGGAGAGGAGAGCAAAAACGAGGAAAAGAUCCACCGAAAGAGGGCAAGGUGUGCAAGGAGACAUGUCCCAGGCAGUGUUCCAGCCUAACAGAACAAAGAAAACUGCAGCUCUUCACAGAGUUUUAUGCUGUCUCUUAUGAGAGGCAGCAGGCGAUCAUUCUCUCUGGUUUGGAGCAGCGCGUCAUUUUACGUCAUGUUAGGGAGCCGCCACCCGCCCUCGGUUCAGUGCAGAGUUGCAAAAACUCCGGCCUGUCAGGACAUCGAGUCCACAGAUUUCCUGACAAGAAGAAGGACGGGGGAGAUGCAUCUUCAGCCAGUGCUGCGGUGCUUGUGUCUGACCCAGCACAAGAGCCUUUCUCUCCACUGGCCCCUCAAUCAUCUGUGCUUCACUGUGGCUCACAGUGUGACCUCAGACCUUCACAUCGUUCAUCAGCUGUCCAGGCACAACCCAAGAUGGUCAGUGUGGGGACUCAGACAGAAAUGUUUGAGAAACCAACAUCAACUCCACUGCCCAGUCCUGUGCAUAGUGAUGAUGAAUCCUCUGUUUUCAUGGACAAACCUGGUGAUAUGCCAUGGUUCCCAGAGGGGGAAAUGAGAAGUGAUUCAUCUGAUGAGGAACCACAGCAGGAAUCUCACCCUGACCUCAAUGCUGCUGACAAGUUCAUUGUGUGCCAAAGCCAGCUGAUGUCUCUCUUUACCAUUUGCCCAGCCUGUUCUGGGGAAACCCAAGGCAAUGUUGAGAAGCAGGAGGGAACUUUUGUAAAAAAUAAAGCAAGUUGCAUGGCUACCCAGACCAUCCGUAUGUUGAAGCUGUUUGGGCUUCAGAGCAUCAGUGUCAGCACCUUCUUCCGCCAUCAGCGCUUUUACACGAUUCCAACCAUCGUGCAGGCGUGGCAGAAUGAACAGGCAGCGAUCAUCAGAGAUCUGAAAGAGAUGAUGGGGGGACUGAUCCUGUCUGGUGACUGCAGGUCAGAUUCACCUGGCCAUUGUGCAAAAUAUGGCACAUACUCUUUGAUUGAGGACAGGAUUAAUAAGGUUUUAGAUCUUCAACUUGUCCAGAGCUCCGAGGUCCCAAGUAGCACCUGGUGUGAGUUAGAGGGCCUAAAGCGCAGCAUAAACUUUCUGACUCAGCAACAUAUGCAAGUGUCUGCCCUCAUCACAGACAGAAAUCGGCAGGUUGCCAAGUUUGUACGGGAGGAGUUGUGUCCCAAAGGAACAAGCCAUUUCUUUGAUAUUUGGCAUAUUGGCAAAAGCCUAGGGAAAGCAUUGGAUGCUGCUGCAAAGGAGAGGGAGUGUGAAGAUCUGAAGCUGUGGAGGCCAGCUAUUAUUAACCAUCUCUACUGGACUGCAGCUUCCACCCCUAAUGGAGAUGCAGAUGUGAUGGAGGCCAAGUGGAGAAGCAUGGUCAACCAUGUUCAGGACAUCCACGAACAUGGCACUGCUACAUUUCCCUGCUGUGCACAUCCACCUCUGGAGGGUGAAGCAAGGAACAAGGAGUGGCUGGAACCAGGAUCAACUGUAGCAGUUAAACUGGAGAGUGUAGCUACUAGAACAGCGCUGGUAAAGGAUGUUCGGCAGUUGUCCCCACAGCAUCAGACUUUUUCACUGGAGGCAUUUCACUCCCUGAUCCUGCACUUUGCACCGAAGCACACUGGGUUCUCCUUCCUUGGGAUGCACAGCAGACUUCUCUUGGCAGCCCUGCAUUUCAACCACAAUGGCAGCAGAGAGGUAGCUCGAACCAGUGAUGAUGCUGACGCUUCACUUACCACCAUCCUCCCCACCUCCACCAAGACGGUCUUCGCUCCAUCCUUCCCACCACCACCACCAGGUCGGUCCCUUCCAAAACUCCAAGGGGGGGUCGGCUGCGCCCCUGCCUUCAUCUUCAGGCAGGAUAUGCCGAAUCCAUACCCUCGGAUCGCGAGUUACAGACGGGGCCUACGCCAAAGAACUUUUAUUGCAUAUAUGGCUUGCUGGGCUGUUAAUAAAAUGUUAUAUCGUACAGUAUCUUAUCUCCCAAGUCUUUCUGGUAGAACUGUGUAAAUUAUUGUAUUUCAAUAACAAAUUUGCACAAGUUAAUGCAAAAACUGCCUUACAUUCUGUUUACAUGUUUUCAUACGUGUUGUGUGUUGAUUAUUAUAUCUUAAAAAUAAAUAGCAUCUGAAUUUAGGCUAGAAGUCUAGGCUCUGUUGUCAACCUUUUCAUCUUAUAGUAAAGUGCGGCUCCCAUAUAAUUAUACAGCAUAGCAAAUUUUUUUUAAUCCUUGCAAAACGUUUAAUUGUAAUUUAAUUAAUUUAAAGACAAAGAUACAAUAUUUUCAUUAAACCACUGUUUAAAAAAAACAACAACAACAACUAAAAAACAAAAAAAUAAAUUUUAGCUUUCUAAACCGAACCGAGACGUCAAAACCAUGGAAGAACCGUACUGUAAGUUUUGAUAAUCGUUACACCCCUAGUUCCUAAAUAUUAAGUCAGACCACGAGUUGGCAAAUGAAUGUGAAUAUAUUUCUCCCAGCAUAUGCAUCAGCCCUCAUGGAGUCUCUGAGAGAGGAAUACUCUAGGUCACCACAGGCUCUACGAGAACGCAGUGCAGUUUUGUCUUCCUCUACACCUGCUCCCCUUUCCAGAUCCCACCAGAGGAUCAACAAGGAUGAGGCUGUUGGCGUGUAUCUAUCACAGCAUUCACGAUUUAACACGUUAAUUACACCUUAGUAUGAUACCUGAGAUAUUAUUUAAUUGUAUAUAUGAUAAUAAAAAAGUUUUAU